This is a messenger RNA of Spinacia oleracea (spinach), 3909 nucleotides long. RefSeq names its product leucine-rich repeat receptor-like serine/threonine-protein kinase RGI4. Bases 239 to 3544 code for a protein of 1101 amino acids. The record is from RefSeq and is a predicted model, not a curated record. Gene Ontology annotation, molecular function: protein kinase activity; protein binding; ATP binding. The transcript is spliced from 2 exons. Gene Ontology annotation, biological process: protein phosphorylation. Lineage: Eukaryota; Viridiplantae; Streptophyta; Magnoliopsida; Caryophyllales; Amaranthaceae.
GAAACAAUGUCCAUCACUAUCCCAUUGUUAACAAGAACAUAAAUGAAGUAUAAGAAAAUAAGAUUAUUUUCUUUUAAAAAGAAAUAAUAUAAAAAUUGAAGUGCAAGUAAUCUGGAGUUUGUGGCUUUUUGUUCUAUAAACAAAACAUGGGGUUUCCCCCCCUUUGGCUUUGUACAAUCCCAAAGUCCCAUCUCCUCUGUUUCCUGUUCCUGUUUCUCUAUGCUCUCUCUCAGCAGCAAUGCCUGCAAAACUAAGCAAUCUCUUCUCACUUUCUCCAACUAAUAUUACUAAUAACAACAAUACUUGUUAUUUCUCCUCCAAAACAACAUUACUUCUUCUUUCCCUCAUCUUCUUCCUUCUCUUCCAUUCUUGUCUUUCCAUUGACAACCAAGGUCAAGCUCUUCUAUCAUGGAAGAACACCUUAAACACCUCCACAGACACACUACACUCAUGGAAGACUUCAGACAAGACCCCUUGCAGUUGGUUCGGUAUUCGUUGCAACGAAAAAGGACAAGUUGUUGAGCUGAGUUUACAGUCAAUGGAUUUACAAGGUCCAUUGCCUUCAACUCUACAGCCUCUAACCUCUCUCAACACACUUGUAUUGUCUUCUUCAAAUCUAACUGGUGAAAUUCCAAAGGAGUUUGGUGAUUAUAUGGCAUUAACACUGAUUGAUAUCAGUGACAAUUCCAUUACAGGAAAAAUCCCAGAUGAAAUCUGCAGGUUGCAGGGGUUACAGAGUCUUUCUCUUCACAGUAACCAUCUUGAAGGGUCAAUCCCUUCUGAUAUCGGCAACCUGACAAACCUCGUUUCUCUGACGAUAUACGACAAUCAACUGAGCGGCGAAGUUCCAGUAAGCAUCGGAAAACUGCAGAAGCUGCAAGUGUUUCGAGGAGGCGGGAAUCAGAAUCUCAAAGGGGAAAUCCCAGUUGAGAUUGGGAACUGUACUGAAUUGGUGAUGCUUGGGAUUUCUGAGACUAGCAUCUCAGGUAGCCUACCGAAAUCGAUAAAAAACCUGAAGAAAAUUCAGACAAUUGCAGUAUACACUUCUCUACUUUCUGGUCCUAUCCCAGAAGAGAUUGGUGAUUGCACUGAGUUACAGAACUUGUACUUGUAUCAGAAUUCAAUAUCGGGUUCAAUUCCGAAGAGGUUAGGGGAGCUGCAAAAGCUUCAGAAUCUGCUUUUAUGGCAGAAUAGUAUUGUGGGUACUAUUCCUGAUGAACUUGGGGGAUGCAGUAAUCUCUCUGUCAUUGACUUCUCUGAGAAUUUGCUCACAGGAAGUAUACCUAAAAGUUUAGGGAACCUCUUGGGUUUACAAGAGCUUCAACUGAGUGUGAACCAGUUAUCAGGAACCAUACCUACUGAGCUCACUCACUGCACAGAACUAACUCACUUAGAAGUCGACAACAACGCGCUUUCUGGUGAGAUACCGGAAAGUAUUGGGGAACUGAAAAGCUUGACUCUUUUCUUUGCUUGGCAGAAUAAUCUCACCGGAAAAAUUCCCACGAGUUUAGCUCAGUGUGAAGAGCUUCAAGCACUUGAUCUCUCUUACAACAGGAUUUUCGGUCCGAUUCCUAGAGAGAUUUUCGGGUUGAGGAAUCUCACAAAGUUGCUUCUACUUUCAAAUGAUUUGUCAGGGUUCAUACCUCCUGAUGUAGGAAACUGUACAAAUUUGUACAGGUUUCGAGUGAAUGAUAAUAAACUGGGUGGUACUAUUCCAUCAGAAAUUGGGAAUUUGAAGACCUUAAAUUUCCUUGAUUUAAGCAAGAAUCGGUUUACCGGAAGUAUACCGCCUUCUUUGUCAGGUUGCUCAAGCUUGGAAUUCUUCGACGUGCACUCGAAUGGGCUCACAGGGUCCUUACCAGAUGCAUUGCCUAAAAGUCUACAGUUUGUAGAUAUAUCAGACAACAGACUCACAGGUACACUACCACCUUCUAUUGGUUCUUUGAAUGAGUUAACUAAGCUUAAUCUGGGUAACAAUCAAAUCUCUGGUCAAAUUCCUGCUGAAAUUUUAUCCUGCAAUAAGCUACAAUUGUUAGACCUGGGAAAUAAUGGUUUUUCAGGGGAGAUACCGAAAGAACUCGGUCAACUCCCAGCAUUAGAGAUCUCUUUAAACCUUAGUUACAACCAAUUUUCAGGAACAAUUCCAACACAAUUCUCUGGUUUAACUAAGUUAGCAGUUCUCGACCUUUCUCACAACAAGCUCAAUGGCAACUUAGGUAUCCUAGGAAGCUUACAAAACCUUGUUUCUUUGAAUAUCUCCUACAAUGAUUUCUCAGGUCAGUUGCCAAACACCCCUUUCUUCCACAAACUCCCUCUAAGCAACCUUGCUGGGAACAAAGCCUUGUACAUAUCUGAUGGGAUAGAAAACUCAGCUGAUAAACAUGACCGAAAAGCUCGUUACACAAUGAAGUUAGCCAUGUCAAUCUUGGUUAGCAUUAGUGCGGUUUUAAUACUACUAGGAAUCUAUAUGCAAGUUCGUGCUAGAUUGGAGCAACGAAAUCUGAUGGAAGAUGAAACUUGGGAAUUGACUCUUUACCAAAAGAUGGAAUUCUCAAUAGAAGAUGUAAUCAACAAUCUGACUUCAGCUAAUGUAAUAGGAACAGGUAGUUCUGGAGUUGUGUAUAAGGUAACUAUGCUUAAUGGGGAGACACUUGCAGUAAAGAAGAUGUGGUCUACUGAUGAAAUAGGGGCAUUCAAGUCGGAAAUUCAGACCCUAGGUUCAAUCAGACACAAGAAUAUAAUCCGACUUUUGGGGUGGGGAUCGAACAGGAGGAUCAAAUUCCUGUUCUAUGAUUACCUCCCAAAUGGGAGUUUAAGCUCCCUACUUCAUGGUGCUAUGAAGGGUGGAGGAACAGAGUGGGAAUCAAGAUAUGAUAUUGUUCUUGGGGUCGCUCACGCGCUUUCUUAUUUGCACCAUGAUUGUGUGCCUGCUAUCUUACAUGGGGAUGUCAAAGCCAUGAAUGUGUUGUUGGGUUCUAGAUUCGAGCCUUACCUUGCUGAUUUUGGGCUAGCCACACUUGUUGAUGGAUGUUCUAAAAUCAAUCAAAGACCACACCUUGCUGGUUCGUAUGGUUACAUGGCACCCGAACUUGCUUCAAUGCAACGAGUGACAGAGAAGAGUGACGUCUACAGUUUCGGGGUGGUUCUACUCGAGGUUCUAACAGGGAAACACCCACUUGACCCAGCAUUACCAGGGGGAGCCAACUUAGUCGAUUGGGUCCGAGACCACCUACAAAAGAAAGGUGAACCAGCUGACAUUCUUGACUCCAAACUCAGAGGAAGAGCUGAUCCUCAGAUGCACGAGAUGGUGCAGACUUUAGCUGUCUCAUUUUUAUGUGUCAGUAAUCGAGUUGAUGACCGUCCUUCAAUGAAGGACGUCGUAGCUAUGCUCAGAGAAAUUCGACACGAAGAUAGUGCUAGACCAGACACUGAUUUGACCAAAGGGACAGUACAAUCUCUACCUACACCUUCUCCUAAAAGGAAUGUGAUUAGCCAAGGGUCUUCUAACUGCUCAUUCACUUUCUCUGACGAUUCGUUAUGUUAAACAGGGUCUUUAAUCUGAAUACUAAGAGUUUGAUAUCUUACACAAUAUUUAUGGAUGGGUGUAGAUUAUAUUUAUACUAAUAAUUAGCAGUAAUUUGUACCAUAAGUUUGUAAUGUAGUAUUAGAAUAGAACAGAACAUCAGCGCGGUUAAUAAUUUUCGACUGUAAGUUUUAACAAUGUCUUGUGCAAUGCGGGAAUGUCAGGAAAAGGGUUGAAAGUCUAGUGAUGUAUAAAUGAAGAAAGUGGUCAUGACAGAAUGUAAAAGGUAGUUUUAUGGAGAGAUGGGAUCAAUGAUUGGUUUGGAUUGUUGUUAAUCAGAAUUUAAUGCAAGAGGGAAUGAGAUUCCUUUUGAUAUUCCAAGUGAA